This is a messenger RNA of Salvia miltiorrhiza (redroot sage), 1680 nucleotides long. RefSeq lists its product as uncharacterized. The transcript has a single exon. NCBI's taxonomy places the organism in Eukaryota, Viridiplantae, Streptophyta, Magnoliopsida, Lamiales, Lamiaceae. The record is from RefSeq and is a predicted model, not a curated record. Bases 1 to 1680 code for a protein of 559 amino acids.
AUGAAUAAGGGUGAAAUACCUAGGACCACUAGAGAAAUCAAGGCGGAAUUACAAUCGUUGUGGGCGAUUAAAUCUCCUUGGUCUCUCAUGCCGAUGGGAAGAGGAUUCUAUACUUUAAAGUUCCUCAACAAGGAAGAUAAAGCUGCCGCUAAACGACAUGUGAUCUGGGAUCUUCCUGCAGGUUCGAUACGUCUCCGUGAUUGGGUUCGCUUUUUUAACCCAUAUAAAGAAUCGUCCUCCUUGGCUCAAGUAUGGGUGAGAGUAUAUUACCUGCCGGUGGAGUUCUGGCAUUCGGAGGUUCUUUCGGGCAUAGGUCGAUGGUUGGGACAACCGUUGAAGAUUGAUGGUACGUCUAUUGAUGAUGAAGUAGCUCACUUUGCUCGUAUUUUAGUGGAAAUUGAUCUCUCUCAACCUCUCCCGGAAUUCAUGACGAUUGAUGGAGGCGAGUAUUUUUUUAACAUUGAAUUCAGUUAUGAAUAUAUUCCUUUAUAUUGCACUAAAUGUAAGAUAACUGGUCACUCGCCGGACAAGUGUCGGCGAGGAAAAGCAGGUAAAAAUAUGGAACCUGAGGCGAAAAUCAUUAGAGGCCCGGAAUGGAAGGCUGUUGUGGAGGACAAGAGUAAGCAGCCUCUCGAUGGAGAGGUGGCAUCUGACUCGGAGUCGGAAGAUGGAGCUAAGGAAACGAGUGUGACUUCGCACAAGGAGUUUACAGGGCCGGAUCUUUUGGAAAAUUUGUGUAACAGGAGCUCGGGCUCUAAGCAUAAUCAACUGGGGUCCCAGGAUGGUAACAGAUUCGCCAUCCUCGAAAAUUCCUCGAUUCAAGAGGAUUUGGAGACUAACAAGCAGGAUGCCAUUCUUAAGAACACAGCGGGAAACAUCGACAUGAACAUUGCUUCGGAUGAAAAUAAUAAUAAUCAAGGAAUGAGAUCUCAACAGCAAGAGAAGGGUCGGGAAUUUGCUGCCACUAAACAUAUUUCUAUGGAGCAUAGCAUCGAACAGAUGGGAGAUGCUACUGAUAAGAGGGAAUCACAGCAGCCUCUUUCGGUGGAACUUUUCACCAAACAGUUGGGGGGCGUAAACUUAAUUACGGCAGAAGGAUCUAUAUUGCAGGUUGAUGGGGAACAAAGGAUAGAACAGUGGGGGGACGUAUCGAAGAAAAUGUCAGCAGGCUCGCACCACGCUUCUCUUCAGGAGGAGCAAAUGAACGAACCAUGGGGGGAAGUUACGGAGAAUGUGGCAGCAGGCUUGACUCAGGUUUCUCUUCAAGAGGAGAGACAUGAGAGGGAUCGCGACACCAUCUCUCAGCAGAAUGCGCAGAGCACUAUUGCUCCUGUUUCGGCGGACCAAACAAGCAAGGAAAAAAAAAUUCUCGCUUUAGAAAAUGAUAUUAAAGUGGAAAGGUUAAAGCAUGAGGCCUCAGGAUCAAGCUUACCUAAACGUGGCAGAGGGCGUCCUCCAAAAAAUGAAAAGAAUCCGCGCAAUCAUAAUAAAGCUCUUCUUCUUCAGCAAGAAAGUAUCAAAAAUCGUCUCCAGAAGGCAGCUGAUGAUGGCCAUCAACCACGUGAGUAUAUUGUUGAUUAUCAAGAGUCGGAUAGUUUGCAGGCUAUGGACAACGUAGCAAACAAACGGUGGGAUAAGGAAGCGGAGCUGGGGUCUUCUCAGCCCAGAAUUAAUCAAUAA